This is a messenger RNA of Perca flavescens (yellow perch), 2511 nucleotides long. It is a transcript of the gene c1qb, whose product is annotated as complement component 1, q subcomponent, B chain. The transcript has 5 exons. Lineage: Eukaryota; Metazoa; Chordata; Actinopteri; Perciformes; Percidae. The record is from RefSeq and is a predicted model, not a curated record. The coding region runs from base 149 to 883 and encodes 244 amino acids. Gene Ontology annotation, molecular function: protein binding.
CAGCAGCAAUCAUGCUGUCUUGAAAAGUUUCACUUCCUGUUUUUUUUCCCCGACUGAGCGGCUGCUGUCGCUGUGAAGCAGGACAGCUCUUCAUCUCUGCUCUCCAUCAGUAUAUCACUCCACUGCCUGCGCCACAAGACGACUACAAAUGGCCCCCCAGUGGCUGAGCUGCAGUACUGCAGUGUUUCUGCUUUUGGUUCACAUCACUGCAGUUAUCACACAGUCUUGCGGGGGAAACCCAGGGAUCCCUGGGAUACCCGGCACCCAUGGGCCCAACGGCAUGGAUGGUCCCAAGGGAGCGAUGGGAGACCCUGGUGAGGCAGGUCAGCCAAUCAGGGGAAAGAAGGGGUCUCCAGGUCUUUCGGGGCCCCCAGGUCGGCCUGGGCUGAAGGGGGACGCAGGUCUUACGGGGCCUCCCGGUAAUCCAGGCCCGUCAGGGGAAAAGGGAAGACCCUUCAACCCUUCCAACCCUUCCAACCAGCAGAGUUCCAUCUUCUCCUACAAACGGGUUAUAUCACAAGCACCAGAAUUAGAUACCCCCAUGAUCUUCAACAGAGAUAUUUUGUCGGAAUCGGAUGAACAGCCUCAAGGACUAUUGCUGCCAAACGGGACGUUCACAUGCACCAUCAGCGGAGUCUACUUCUUCAGUUAUCAUGUUUCAGCAAAGAGCAGAGUGGGUCUGAAGCUGGUAAAGAACAGCGAGAGUCACAUGACUUUGUAUGGCACAUCCGAGGGUUUCCUGGUCACCUCCGGCUCGGCAGUCAUGGCGCUGGAGGUUGGAGACACGGUCUCGCUGCAGGCAACCAGGUACAACAACAUCGUGACGAGCCAGACCAGUACCAGUCACACUUUCACCAGCUUCCUGAUCUUCCCAAGCGCCUAGAUUCUCUGGACUCUGGUCCACAAAAUCACUGUUUAAAACGCCAAAGCCUUUUUUUGGGACAUUUACAGCAACAAAAUUAAAUAUGUUUUUCUGUAAUCAUGCAAAGAUCAGCAGAAUAAAUAAAGAUUAGCUCAAUAGUGGCACCCCUGCCUUAAAGGACUGUAUGUAUGUUUUUUGUGUUUUAGUCCAUUAACUGCAAACUGUGUGUGCUCUACUAGGGAUGUCCCGAGAACCGAUACUUCGGUACCAAAAUUCUGAAACGUGUCGGUACACCAAUUUUUCACAAUACCGUAGGUACCGGGGGAUGCAAUCUCUCCAGACCUGACAGGGGCAACGCAUAACGUUAAAAAUGUUCUAGACUGCCGCUAAAUGCUGAAGAAGACACCGACAUGCACGGAAAAAGCCAAUGCCCCUCAUCUCCAUGUACAGCUUGACCACAUUCAGCUUCUGGCUUUAUCUUACAGCUACGGCGGCAGCUUUCACGACUUCACCUGGAACUCCCAAACUUCAAGUGAGUCUAUUUAUCUCUGCCGUUGUCUAUCACGCGUGCUCUGAUAGCGUUUGUUUUAACGGACCUCUAUAAUAUCAGUUAACUUUAACCAGCCCAGUUCUUUGUGAAAAACAACAACGGCAGAGAGAAACAGACGUAACUGAACAUGCUUGCUGUCUGGGAGUUCCGGGUCAAAUAAUGAAAGACGGUACCGUACGCUGGCUGUGUGAAAGACGGUACCGUACGCUGGCUGUGUGAAAGACGGUACCGUACGCUGGCUGUGUGAAAGACGGUACCGUACGCUGGCUGUGUGGCAAUGCUAGGCUUCAAAGCAACGGGCUGUGGGCUCCAGAAGAUAUUUUUGUUUUUGUAAAUCACGCUCUCCUUGCCCCUUACACUCCACACCAUAACAGAAAGUUGAAACUAAAAGAAAACACUGAAAGAAGAGUUGAAAUAAAGGAAUUAAUGUUUAAGUAUUAGUAUUAUUUUCUUCCUUUUUUUUUACACACACAUCGUGGUAUUGACUUUAGUAUCGAGUAUUGUGUACUUUUGUUGGUAUUGGUAUCGUGACAUCCCUAUGCUCUACAUUACUGAUUUUCCAAAACAUGUAUAACUAUAUCUUAUGAGCUGUAUGUAAAGGUAAGUCAGAAUGUAUUGAGACACAUUGUUGGAGUUGGCUCUAUAGCUUUAACUCCAAAGCAUACUGAGGAGUAUCCUUAUAAUGUGUAAACACACCUAUAGGACCAAAAGAAAGAACAAAAGAUUACAUCUGCUUAUUUAAACAUGUAAUAAGUUUAUACUUUAUUAAUUACAUUUCAUUCAGCUGACACUUUUAUCCAAAGCGACUUACAAUUAACAUUCACACACCAUUGGUGCAGCAUCGGGAGCAAUUCAGGGUUCAGUGUCUUGCCCAAGGAGACUUUGCCAUGGGACUGCAGGGCCAGGGAUCAAACCACUGACCUUUCAAUUGGUAUAUACUAUACUACACUAUAGGUUUAAGCCCAUAUAUGUCUUAUAGUGUAAAAAAGGAUGAUCUUGCCUUCUCUUUAUCGCUUUGUCCAUAAUUCCCAACAAUGCUUCCCAGGUUUGUAAAUAUGUCCAAUUAUCUGCAUAAUAGGAAUAAAACUGCAUUUCUGGA